This is a messenger RNA of Cicer arietinum (chickpea), 1705 nucleotides long. Its product is annotated as F-box protein At1g80960-like. Gene Ontology annotation, molecular function: protein binding. The record is from RefSeq and is a predicted model, not a curated record. NCBI's taxonomy places the organism in Eukaryota, Viridiplantae, Streptophyta, Magnoliopsida, Fabales, Fabaceae.
CUAUGUUAAUAAUAAAGGAAGUGAAUUUAAACGAAGAUCUAGACUUCAUAAGUCAAUUACCGGAUAAUCUCUUGAGUCGCAUAAUCUCUUUUCUUUCGAUUAAUGAAGCCGCAAGAACAAGCAUUCUAUCAAAGAGAUGGAUACAUUUGUGGAAGAAUGUAUUUCACCUUGAUUUUGAUUGGGCAAACAUGAUAAAAUUCAUACCAAAAUAUUAUCACCACCGUUUAUGUAAAGAAUUUUUUAAUUUCAUAAUUGUCGCCGAAGAACAUGCUAAAAAAUAUGGUGAAAUUGUUAACACUAUAUUGGAUCAACAUGUUGGUGAUGAUUUGACUAGUUGUUGCUUCAAGCAUUUUCAUCGUAAUGUUUACGAUGGAGAUUUCAAAAGUUGGGUUGAAUUUAUUGUUGAAAGCAAAAAGUUAAGUUUUUUGAGUUUGGAGUGUAAACCUCCGAGCGAUACAUAUAAAACCCUUGUGAUGGCUAAAUUUAAGCCUAAGAUAUUUUCAAAUUUGUGUUCACUUGAGUUGACUAAUUAUGAACUUGAAGGUUCGAUUUUAUCUGCAUUUGAAAGUUGCAAAAAAUUGAAAAUUUUAAAGUUGAAGAAGAUUUCUAUGGUGACUAGUAUCAUCAAUGGAAUUUUGGAAAAUUGUUUUGGUUUAGAGAAGUUUUGUCUCAUUCAGUCAUAUGGUUUCGAUAGUCUCAAGAUUGAAAACAAAAAUCUUAAAUAUUUGGAGCUUUUGGGGUUGAAUGUUAAAGAGAUAGAUGUUAAUGCUGAGGAGCUUCAAGUUUUGGUGAUUGAUUCUCUAAGGUGUCCUCCAAAGGGUAUUAGAAUUUAUUCUCGGAACCUAAGGAAUUUUUCUUAUGCUUGCAAUCUAAUUCCUCAAGAGAUUGAGUCACAAGACAUUCUGCGAACUCGUGAUGCUUUGGAAAAUUGCAGUGACCUUUUGGUAUAUAAACCAAUCAACAUUUUUCAAAAUCUAUUGACCUUGUCAAUUGAUUUGGAUUUGAAUAACAUCAGAGAUGCUUUGGUAUUUUCUUACAUACUAACAACGUGCUUCUAUCUCAAUACUCUUGAACUUACAAUACCAGUAAAGAAAGUUUCAGCUUCCACUGCUACUUCUGAUGAUUGUGCUCUUCCAUUUCCUAAGUCAAUGUUUUGGGAGAACCGAGAAGUGUCCGGAUUUAUCCGUAAGAACUUAAAAUUUGUUAAAGUGAAAGGAUUUACUGGAAAAGAGCUAGAAGUAAGUUUUGUGCAACAUUUGAUUAAAAAAGCUUACAUGAUGAAAAAGUUGCAUGUAAUUUGUGAUUCAACCAUUAUGGAUGAAGCAAAAGAUCUACAGUCCCUACAAAGUGCUUCAGUUAAUCUCUCCAUCCUAUUGGAGUCAGAAUAUCAAGAAUAUCAAGAAGAUCAAACAUCCAUUCUUUUUAUGAAACCAUUGUCAAGUUUGAUAUGAUGUAGACAGUUUUUAAUUUUCUGAUUAGCUGCAAGUUAAUGGAUGAGACCUAGGAAGAAAAUUUGCAUUCUGCCAUUAUUGAAUGCAACACAUUUGCAUGAAGUUGGUUUCUUGUCUCUCAAGCUAUGAAAUACUCUUUUUUUUCUUUUAAUGUUUGUGAGAUGAGAGUAAUGUUACUUAUCUAUAAUUCUGAACUACUUAAAUGAGUUGCUGCUUAUAAUCUGUUUGCAAAUUUUGUGUGUCAAUGUGAUGUG